CAAUAAGAGGCAGUGCCGGGCGGUGGGGACCGGGCUGUGGCCGCACUCGAGCCAGCUCCAGCCCACAGCCGAGAGAGCCGUUGUCUCCAUCCUCACCUCCACCAUGGAUGUCUUCAAGAAGGGUUUCUCCAUCGCCAAGGAGGGCGUGGUGGGCGCUGUGGAAAAGACCAAGCAGGGGGUGACGGAGGCAGCUGAGAAGACGAAGGAGGGGGUCAUGUAUGUGGGAGCCAAGACCAAGGAGAACGUGGUGCAGAGCGUGACCUCAGUGGCCGAGAAGACUAAAGAACAGGCCAAUGCCGUGAGUGAGGCUGUGGUCACCAGCGUCAACACUGUGGCCAACAAGACCGUGGAGGAAGCGGAGAACAUUGUGGUCACUGCUGGAGUGGUGCGCAAGGAGGACUUGGAUCAACCUGUCCCUGCCCAGGAGGACCAGGCAGCUGCAGAGGAAGGAGCAGCUGAGGAGGCCAAGAGUGAGGGAAACUAGACAGCUGCUGUGGGCCCCGCAGGCCCGAGGAUGUCCCUCCGCCUUGGACCUGUUCUCUCUCAUCUCCAGGGGAGCCUCUGCCCCCAUGGCCACCAUGUGCCACCACUGUGUCACCUCCUGCCUUCAGCCCCUUUGUCCACUAGUCCUUCUAACCCUACAGGUCAAAUGCUGCUGUGAAUUCUUUUUUCUUUUUAAAAUGAUUUCAAAUAAACCAUGCACCUCU
Fukomys damarensis (Damara mole-rat) is the source of this 707-nucleotide messenger RNA. It is a transcript of the gene Sncg, whose product is annotated as synuclein gamma. The record is from RefSeq and is a predicted model, not a curated record. Gene Ontology annotation, molecular function: cuprous ion binding. Gene Ontology annotation, cellular component: cytoplasm; axon terminus; neuronal cell body. The transcript is spliced from 5 exons. Gene Ontology annotation, biological process: chemical synaptic transmission; synaptic vesicle endocytosis; synapse organization. The coding region runs from base 104 to 484 and encodes 126 amino acids. NCBI's taxonomy places the organism in Eukaryota, Metazoa, Chordata, Mammalia, Rodentia, Bathyergidae.